Molecule: messenger RNA, 1788 nt
Organism: Thunnus maccoyii (southern bluefin tuna)
Lineage: Eukaryota; Metazoa; Chordata; Actinopteri; Scombriformes; Scombridae
Gene: c1qtnf13
Product: C1q and TNF related 13
Exons: 2
Coding region: 69-1178 (369 amino acids)
Molecular function (GO): protein binding
Source: RefSeq, a predicted model, not a curated record
UGUUAUGUGGACAUUAGCAGUGCAGCGAACUCACUGGAGCUUCAUUUUAAAAAAGUGACUAGAAGAGGAUGUUCAGCAUGCAAUUUCUAUCCCAACAGAGACCAACAGCUCAGUGGAGCACUCACUGCUACCUGGCAUGUUUCUUCAUCAUGAUCGCCUGCUCUGGACCAGUUUCACCCCUUCAUGCCCCUCCAGUGACAACAGGGAUCCGCUCUGCUUUCUCCGCCACACAAACCAACAGUGUGGUAGGAGGCAAGCAGAAGGCAGUGACCUUCAACAGGCUCAUGGUCAACAUCGGAGGAGAUUUCAAUCCGGACACCGGUCACUUCCGUUGCCGCAUCCCCGGAGCUUACUAUUUCUCCUUCUCUGUGGGGAAAUUUCCAAAGAAAAUGCUUUCUGUCAUACUGGUGAAGAACACGGAGGAGGUGCAGGCUAUAGCGUAUGAUGACUACCGCAAGAAAGGAAGGAAAGUUCAAAGCCAAAGCAUAAUGAUCAACUUGAAGGAAAUGGACACAGUGUGGUUAAUGUUGCAGCAAAGUCCCCAGUAUGCUUUGUACAGCAAUGCUGGCCCUUACAUCACCUUCUCUGGUUACCUCGUCUAUCCUGAAACCUCCACCAGCAGCUACAUCAGCAAUCACCUGUCCCAACCAGGGCUGUACUACCCGAACUGUCCCCCCCACGCUGAUCCCUGGGGAGGUCAGAUGUCAGAGCAGCCGCGAUCGGCCUUCUCAGUGGCACGGACAUCCACAUUCAUGGGUCAGAGUGGCAGGCAGCAGAGCAAGCCACCUCUGACCUUUGAUGUGGAGUACGUCAACAUCGGCGGCCAUUUCAACAAAACCUCAGGACUGUUCACCUGCCAUUUCCCAGGGGCCUACUACUUUGCUUUCACUGUGGGGAAACACCCUCGUAAAGCUGUUUCUGUGAAGCUGAUGACCGGGAAGGGCCAGGUGCAGGCCAUGGUGUUUGAUGAGGACACAUCCAAGAGGCGGGAGAUGCAGAGUCAGAGCUUGCUGCUGUCUCUCCGUCGGGGCGACAGCGUGUGGCUGUACAGUCAGCAGGAUGAGCGCUACGCCGUUUACAGCAACCAGGGGAGGUACACCACCUUCUCUGGCUUCCUGGUGUAUCCUGAAGCAGAACCAGUCACUCCUCCCACAAACCAGGACAGAACUCAUCUCUAAACGUCUCCACCCUUCAUGGUGUCAUGUGUAAACUUAUUUUGUUUGAUUUGUAGAAAUUCUGUAGGUUAUUUCUAUAUGGAUUAAGCAGAUACAAAAUUGUUUUAAUCUUUUUUUUUCAGUAUAGUGUAAGUAUGUUUACUGUUCAAACAAUGUAAUUCCAGGGAUAAAGUUUGUUGCCAAAUUUCUCCACAAGAUGGCGCUGUAUUACUAUUAUCUAGCAUUCAAGAUGGUUAUUUUUGUCCUAAAAGUGCAAUUACCUGUAAGACAUCACAAAAAGACAAAGUAUUGUUUGUGUUUGUAUGAUAAAUUCUUGAUCAACUAAUAAAUUGCAGUUUGGUUCACAAAUUUAUUUUUAGAAUUAUUUGUAUUUAGAAGUUUUAAAAGCAUUUAAUGUAAAAAUGAUCAUUGUACGGCAUGAGGACAAUUUUGUAAAUUAUGUAUAGUUUAUUUUCUGUAUAAUGGUUAAAAUUUACUCACUGUAAAAAUGAGAUUUUUAGAUACAUCAUGAUCAUGUGAGUGGUGUUACAUGAGGAGCUUUUAUACUGUGGAUGUAUCUAUUUUGAUGUUUUGUGUGCAUUUUAGGCAAAACUUAAUAAAUUCAUACACUUGA